ACAAAGUAAAACUCCUUUUUAUAUUACAUAAACUCAUUCACAACUAAAACUAUCUUGAGCUAAUUCCAUGGCAAAACCAAACCUUCAUUUCUUGUCAUUUUUAUUCUUCUUUGCCACCUUGCUAGCCUUGUUCAGCUGCACAUUAUCACUGAUCAAUCCAGAAGAUGUUCCUAGUUGGCUUGCACUGGAAGAAACAGAAGAUGUCAACAUGGUGCAAACCCAAAGAGAUUCAUGGAAGAAAUGUGAUUUCUCAGUUGGAAAAUGGGUUUUUGAUCAAACCUACCCUCUCUAUGAUUCCAACUGUCCUUAUCUUACAUCUGCAGUUACUUGUCAAAAGAAUGGACGGCCAGAUUCUGAUUAUGAGAAAUGGAAGUGGAAGCCAUUAGGUUGUUCUAUCCCAAGAUUUGAUGCACUAAGGUAUCUUGGUAAAAUGAGAGGAAAGAGAAUAAUGCUGGUGGGGGAUUCUAUAAUAAGAAACCAAUGGGAAUCUCUUGUAUGUUUAGUUCAAGGAGUUAUUCCAACUGACAAAAAAAGAGUGACAUAUAAUGGUCCUUUAAUGUCUUUCCAUGCUAUGGAUUUUGAGACAUCAAUUGAGUUCUUCUGGGCACCAUUGUUGGUCGAACUCAAAAAAGAUUCCAAUAGUAAGAGAAUUUUACAUUUGGAUUUGAUCGAAGAGAAUGCAAGGUAUUGGAAAGGAGUCAAUAUUCUUGUAUUUGAUUCGGCUCAUUGGUGGACUCACUCUGGUCAAACAACCUCGUGGGAUUACUACAUGGAGGGAAAUAGUAUCGUCACAAACAUGAAUCCAAUGGUUGCAUACCAAAAAGGACUCACUACAUGGGCAAAGUGGGUGGAUCUAAACCUGGAUCCUCGAAAAACCCGAGUCGUUUUUAGAAGUAUGUCACCUAGACAUAACAGGCAAAAUGGUUGGAAAUGUUACAAUCAAAGAGAGCCAUUACAAUAUUUCAGCCAUUUACAUGUUCCGGCGCCAUUAGUAGUGCUAAAAGGAGUGUUGAAGAAAAUGAGGUUUCCGGUGUAUCUACAAGAUAUUACAACUAUGACAGCUUUUAGAAGAGAUGGACAUCCUUCAGUUUAUAGUAAGGCAAUAAGUGAAGUUGAGAGGAAGAAACAAAGCUCUGAUUGUAGCCAUUGGUGCCUCCCUGGUGUGCCUGAUAUUUGGAAUGAGAUGCUGACUGCAUGGCUGUAACUACAAACAUCUGCUACUUCUGAGUUUGUUUUAUUUUUAAAGAUUUAAAUAGUUAAAUCGUUAUCUUAAAUUUGCGAUUUUUUUUGUUUUUGUCUCUGUAAGUUUGCCUGUUUUUUUUGUUGAAUGUUAAGAACAAAUAUAUUUUUUUAA
This is a messenger RNA of Lathyrus oleraceus (garden pea), 1354 nucleotides long. RefSeq names its product protein trichome birefringence-like 36. The record is from RefSeq and is a predicted model, not a curated record. The transcript is spliced from 5 exons. Gene Ontology annotation, molecular function: O-acetyltransferase activity. NCBI's taxonomy places the organism in Eukaryota, Viridiplantae, Streptophyta, Magnoliopsida, Fabales, Fabaceae. Gene Ontology annotation, cellular component: Golgi apparatus. Bases 68 to 1204 code for a protein of 378 amino acids.